Messenger RNA from Sipha flava (yellow sugarcane aphid), 1637 nucleotides. Its product is annotated as zinc finger protein 512B-like. The transcript has 4 exons. Bases 116 to 1624 code for a protein of 502 amino acids. NCBI's taxonomy places the organism in Eukaryota, Metazoa, Arthropoda, Insecta, Hemiptera, Aphididae. The record is from RefSeq and is a predicted model, not a curated record. Gene Ontology annotation, biological process: regulation of gene expression. Gene Ontology annotation, cellular component: nucleus.
GACUUAAUUCUCAAUCAAAUGUUUUCGUAUAUAAAACAUAUUUUGAUAUCCGUGUAUCCCACUGUUGUGCUAUUCCCACUUCAGUAAUCACCACCAAUCUAGUUAAAUUAUCUAAAUGUCUAAGGAAGUGACCAUUACUAUAGCUAACCCCGCAACGCCCGUUCAAGGGCUAUUCAGGAAACGAAGCAGUAGACCUGUGCAUAUAAAGUCAUGGAAAAUUAUGUUGGAAAAAAAUGGUUUUGUUCGCUGUCAUCUUCAACACUGCCGUUACAUUGCUUAUUGCAUAGACGACAUGAGAGAACAUUUUAAAACAUGCCGUGGAGAAAUCGCUGGUAAUUUUGUAUGCCCCACAUGUGGUGGCCAAACUACAUCCCAAGAUGCACUUGAUUACCAUAAGAGCAACAAUCAUAAGGAUUCGGAUGUAUUGUCAAUCGUGAUAAAGCCUACACUCACUGAACAACAAUUGGCGUCAUGGUCAACUGAUAUUAAGACACGUGGGUACACCCAAUGCUUUAUGCCUGAAUGCCAUUUUAUUAGUUACAAAAUACCUGAACUGGAGUUACACUAUGAAAAGUGUUUGGGUGAAGAUCCUGACACAUCAUCUAAGUUUUUUUGUCGCCAUUGUAAGGGUUAUACAUCAUCACAACAAGCCCUACAGUUUCACCAAAACAAUCACCAUAAAGAUUUAUUGUUUCCAAUAAAACAGGAAAUUGAAGAUGAUUUUGAUGAAGAUAAUAAAAUUCAAUCUUAUCCAAUGGGUCAGUAUGGAAAUCCAACAUCAAGUACUAUAAAUGCUGCUAGCAAAAUAGUUACAUAUUCCCAAUGGAAAAUUCAAGAAGAUUUAGCUGACUCAGAAUCUAUCUGUUCCGAAGUAAAUGUUAAUAGUCCUACCGAUUUUCAGAUAAAAACAUGGAUAAUGGGUUUAAAAAACGGUUAUGUGCAUUGCAAUCAUAAUUCUUGCAAAUAUAUGACAUUUGAUGUGGAUGAUAUGAAUGAUCAUUUUGCUACGUGCUUCGAACCAUAUCUAGAUGAUGAAUUUGAAUGUUCUAUUUGUGGUGGUAGGACUACAUCUUCUAAUAAACUUAAAACUCAUCUUUUACAUCAUCAUGAAGAAGGUUAUAAACACUUAACAGAGGAGGAAUGUGGUUUUAAAUUAGUAGAAACAGAAGAUGGUUUAGAAUUGCUGCCUGAAAAUAAAGAAUCUGUCAAACGUAAAAAUGAAGAGAAUGAUGAAGAAUAUGAAGGAAAACAUUCUAUGAAACGUAAAUCUUAUGAUAUACCAUAUAAUCAUUUAACCAAAUGGCGAGAAGAAUUGCUACGUAACAAAUUUAUAAGAUGCACUGCUUCAGAUUGCAGUUAUUUAGCUUUGGAUAUGUUGGAAAUGAAACAACAUUCAGAUGAGCAUGUAGAUAGUGUUUAUUGGUCGUUUAAAGAUCGAGAUUUAGAAGAUAGAGUAGCUAACUUCUGUGAUGCAUGUCAUGGACAUUUCAAAACUGCAAAACAUUUAGAUGGUCAUAAAUUAGUUUCGCACAAUAGUAGUGAUACUUCUAAUAUUGAUAGCUUAUUAAUAGAUAAUAAUGAAGAAAAUAUUGAAGAUGAUGAAGAAAUUGAAGAAAUUUUUUAGGUAUUUAGUUUUG